CAUUGCAUUGUGCGAAGUGUUUUGAUAAGGUAUUUAAAAUCUCGGCCUCCUUGUGAUGGUGUAGCUUCGAUUUCUCUCAAAGAUGGAAUAAGUCUCCAAGAGAGAGAUUAUUAGUAGAUCGGCGAGUAUUGUUAAAAAAUUAUUAUUGAAAAUCGGAUUAGUCCAGCUGAUUCAGUGAAAUCUACACGGUUACUUGGGAUAUUGAAUAAGUUUUUACGUGUGUUACGAUUAUCAUGAAUUAAAGCAAAUUUAUGAUGACAUUGUUAUAAGUCAACCCGGACAUGUCAAAUUAUACCAUGUAUUGCUGAAAACUGAAGUUUGCCUGGAUACGACCACUAGCAAUCAACGAUGGCGCUAUUGAUGCUCAAGACUCACGACCUGACAUGGCAAGACCACACAAUCAAUGUCGAGAUGAUGCUUGCACCUCUUCAUGCCCAGUUGCUUGCUAGUAAACAUAAAGCUUUGUCAACAAGGUGCAGCACAGUCAAACAGAUUUUCGACAAAGAAAGGGACACCAUGGUUAAAAACAUAAACAUUGAGAAAAGAAUGAUGGAAAGAAAGAAAAACGCGAUCCUUCAAAGAAAAUCGGAGAUAGCUUUCAAACGUUUGUCGUCUGCUAAGAGCGAUCCCACAGAUACCCGGUGCCAUACUAUUCCAGACGUUCAUACUAAACGCGGGAAAUCAGCGCCACCUAUAUUGAGUGACGCGAUGCAAAAGCAAUCAGAAUUCUUUUUAACUGAAGUUCAAAACAUGGAAAUGAAGGGCAAUAAUGCUAGCAGUGAACCAACAGGUGCAAGGAAAGGUUCUGUUUCCGAACCAUUCCAUGCAUUGUCUUCAUCAAGAAAUAGCGUUAAGUCAUCCGUAACAUUGCCAUAUUUUACAGGGGUUCAUUCAACUAGUAGAAUUGAAUCUCCAAGGUAUCUGACCACAGGAACAACUCAAAUACAUGGAAAAUCCGUCAGAUUUGAAGAUACAGACGAAGAGGAACGAAACAGCGAAAUUUUGUUCGAAAAGAUCAAUUAUGCAAGACUUCAACAGAAAGUGAAAACAUUUGUUCACGAACAAGACAACUUCAACAAACGUCCGGCGGGAUAUACGUUAAAUUUUCGAACCAGGCAGCGAUUUAUGUACAAUCCUUUAAGCAAGAACAAUGGGAAAAAGCAACAAACACUCGUUGCAAAAAAGAGCUCAAAACUUUCUCUUGACAAAAGUGAGCUGGAAAAGGCUUUUGAUAAAUUUUGUCAAAAUAAAACAACAGAUAAUUUACAUAACAUGAUGAAGAUGGCAACCAAGCAGAAAGCAAGUAUCCGAAUUGCCCGUGAUCAGUCUAUCGUUCCUGCCAUUGCAGUCAAGAGGAGCGCAAAUAAAUUCCUCUCAAAUCUCAGGAAAAACAAGGACCCUGAACCUACCGAACAGAAUGAAGAGGGGGCAGUUGGUUGAAGGCAACGUCAUUUAUUCGUCAUGUAUAUUUGUUUCACAAUGACAUUUUUGAUAUGUAAUACGUAUACCUGUAUAUAUGGGCCAUAUACAUGUAGUGGAUGUCUGCUCGAGUCAGAGAUUCGGAAUACAUCAUUCAUUCAUGUGCA
Messenger RNA from Saccostrea echinata, 1586 nucleotides. RefSeq lists its product as uncharacterized. NCBI's taxonomy places the organism in Eukaryota, Metazoa, Mollusca, Bivalvia, Ostreida, Ostreidae. The coding region runs from base 349 to 1440 and encodes 363 amino acids. The transcript has 2 exons. The record is from RefSeq and is a predicted model, not a curated record.